AUGUCUGUCAUCUCUUCGUUGCCAAUAAUAGAUCUCACACCCUUUCUCACUCCCACUUCAACUCUCUCUGAAAAACAAGAGAUCGCGAAAGCACUCUAUACUGCUUGUCAUGACGUCGGUUUCUUCUACCUUACAGGCCAUGGAGUUCCAGAAGAACUACAAAAUGAAGUAUUGGAAGCAGCCCGUGAGUUUUUUAUGACCGCCACCCAGGAGGAGAAGCAGGCUCUUGAGAGGAAAGAGAUAGACGAGGGAGGCGAUGGCGCAAGAGGUUGGCAAAAGCUGGGCGAAAACAUCACUAUGGGAUCGGGGGAUUGGCACGAAGCCCUUGACUACUACCACCCACCUCUCUCCGACACCUCUUCUGGUCCCCCCUACGAUAUUGUCCAGGGCCCAAACCCCUGGCCGGAAAAACCUCCACACUUCCGUUCCCUCUACGAGGCCUAUAUCGCGGGUCUUCACACUGUUGGGCAUGCCCUUCUCCGCGCCAUGUCGCUCGCCCUAUCCUCCACUGAAGACCUCUUCACCCCUCACCUUACCUCGCCGUUCUGGUGUCUCCGCGCCAUCGGAUACCCUCCGCUACCUGCUACCUCUCCGGGUAUCAGUUGUGGUGCCCACACAGACUACGGGUGUACGACCUUCCUGUUAGCUGACGAGACGCGGGGCGCACUGGAAGUCCGGGAUAAGCAAGGCGGAUGGAUAGGCGUAGACCCGUUGAAGGGUGCAUAUGUGGUUAAUAUCGGGGACAUGUUGGAGGUAUGGACAAACGGACUAUGGAAGAGUACGGUGCACAGGGUUGUGCAUAGAGGGACAGGAUUUAGGGUCAGUGUUCCGUUCUUCUUUGAGCCGGAUUGGGAUGCGAGAGUGGAGCCAUUGCAGUGUUGUCUGGAGAAAACGGGGGGAGUGAGGAAGUAUGAAGCCAAGGUUUAUGGACUAGAAAAUUACUCACAAACGUUGAUUCACGGCCUGGACUUGGAGUUGGUGCUAAGUAAGGAAGUACUGGACAUGUUCUGUAAUUUUUGUCCCUCGGCUUGUAAUUUCUACCAUGCUCUCGUUUUUGGACCAGUGUCACCCCAAAGUGUGUGA
Morchella importuna is the source of this 1083-nucleotide messenger RNA. RefSeq lists its product as uncharacterized. NCBI's taxonomy places the organism in Eukaryota, Fungi, Ascomycota, Pezizomycetes, Pezizales, Morchellaceae. The record is from RefSeq and is a predicted model, not a curated record. Gene Ontology annotation, molecular function: dioxygenase activity. The transcript has 6 exons. The coding region runs from base 1 to 1083 and encodes 360 amino acids.